Molecule: messenger RNA, 3775 nt
Organism: Salvelinus namaycush (lake trout)
Lineage: Eukaryota; Metazoa; Chordata; Actinopteri; Salmoniformes; Salmonidae
Product: zinc finger protein 407-like
Exons: 2
Coding region: 62-3775 (1237 amino acids)
Biological process (GO): regulation of gene expression
Cellular component (GO): nucleus
Molecular function (GO): zinc ion binding; nucleic acid binding
Source: RefSeq, a predicted model, not a curated record
UGAUUGCUGGAACAGAGUCCAAUUUCCUCUUCUCAUGUAAAGGCAUCAGGAGGUGUCUAACAUGGACAGAGAAUUAAGGUCAGGGAAGGAAAUUAACGAGGACAAGGUGCCUCAUCAUGGUGACACAGGAAGUGUCUCCACAGAGGAAAUGGAGAGUGGAGGAAUUCCUUCCCUAGCAAAGAGGCCCAGGCCUGAUGAUGUCACAGCUGACAGCACAGGAGAGAUUGAGGAGGACAUCGGCGGUGAGGUGGCUGAUGGGAAGGAGUCAGACCAGCCUCCUCGGGCUGAGGUGAACAUUACCCCGGAGACAUGUUACGGCUGUGCCUGUCCCAUCUGUGGCUUUGUGGCCAAAACGCCAACUUCCUUGAAGAUUCACUCCAAGAGGAAGCACACUGGUAGAGGAAAGACCAGGGCUGUGAGCUCAGCUGAGGUACUUGUUGAAAUAGAUGGCUCCACAACCGGAGCAACAGCACGGAGUUCAAAUUACAAGGCAGGUGGAGACACUGAGUGGAAAGUGAGCAGCAGUGAGAGACAGCAGGAUGCCACAGAGAGUCAGGGCACAGAGGCAGGAGGUUCUGAGGGGGAGGUGACUACAAUAAUAGCCAAAGAGGAAAUUGCUGAGAAACAAGGGACAGGGAGAGAUACUUUUGACAGGAAGGUGACUCCAAUAGCUACAGAGGAGAUUGCAGAGGAGGAGCAAGAAAAGACCCCCGGUAAGAAGAUGGUAGGUAAACGGGGCCCCAAGCCAAAGACUAUACAUGCUUGCAGCUACUGUGGUCACGAGUUUAAGGACAAGCCGAGCCUAGAUACACACAUCAAGAGAAGCCACACCAAGGAGAUGAAUUACUUCUGUGAAUUCUGCUUGUACGCCUGUGUGGCAAAGUGCGACUACGAAAAGCACUGUCUUAGUAACAAGCACAACAAACGAGUCACGGAAAGCAGGGAAUCCUCUGGCCUCUCGUCACCCAUGGACAAGAAGACAGCCGAACAGGCUCAAAUCUUUGCCUCCACGACGACUCAGACCCGGGCAUCCAAGCGUGCGCUCGGUGCCAGGUUCCAGCUGCAGUGCGGGAGUUGCGAAUUCAGGGUCAGCAACUCUGCUUUGCUGGAGAGCCACGCUCGGCUUAAGCGCCAUGGCGAGCAUCGCUUCCUCUGUAACGUCUGCCGCUACUACACCGCGACAUCCGAGUGGAUGGACACACAUGUGUCCUCGGAGAGCCACCGGCGUGUGGCUGAGGAGAAAAACGCAGGGUCCUCCUUUGAGGACUGCGUUGAGAAGGUGAGCAUAGAUGCGGUCGGUGACGACAUGCUGACAGAUGACGUGGCUGUAGGGGUCAUCGGACAUGAUGGAGAGCUGCACCCUGAUGUUAAUGAGGAAGCUGUUGAGGCUGCGAAAGCCAUGUUGGAGAACAUGGAAGAGCACAUGGACGAGAGAAUCCCUCCCAAGAGGAGGAGAGGCAGGCCAAAGGGGCCCGCUGCAACUACAUGUGAAUACUGUGGACUUCUCGCCUCCAAUAGUACCAAUCUAAACGUGCAUAUUCGUCGUAAGCACAGCCGGCAGUACAGCUACACCUGCAGGCUUUGUUCUUACAACUGUGUGACGAAAGGCGACAUGGACCGCCACUGUGUCACAAAGAAGCACCUUAAACGCAUGGAGGAUGCUAGCAGCGAUGGCCAAGUGGACCUGGAUACGUCAGUGCAGGUCGUGAGUACAGAGUCAGGCUCUCAGGCCAGCGAGGUUGAGGCUCUACAUCAGAAUAGUCCAGUCAGUGGAGGGUCCAAAGGAGAGGGAGGGGCCACGGACAAAGAAGGAGAGCUGUCGCAAGACGACGACAAAGCACAAGUUAGCAGCCCGAAAAAGAGCAAGUACGACUUGGUCAACUCCUGCAGCCAUUGCAAGUUCGUAGCUCAUUCGAUUCCCUCCCUCGACCUCCACGUGAAGAGGAGACACACCCGGGACUUUGAGUUUGUGUGCCUGGCGUGCAGCUACUAUGCGGUCACGCGUCGAGAGAUGUCUCGCCACGCCUCCACGGACAAGCAUAAGCAGAAGAGUGAGGUCUACCUAGAGAACCUGGAGAGCUUCGUGGCGAAAGACCUGGCGCAGCCGGAGGAGGAGGCCACGGAGCUGGGGAACAGAGCUGACCCUGAUGGUGACAACAAUGCUCGCACUGAGGAUCCUUCCCCUUCAGUGCCCCCUGACACAGACAUGGAGCAGCCCACUAACACAGACACAACUACAGACCAGCCUAACAUUAUAGACACAGACCAACCCACAGACACAGAUACAGACCAGCCCAACAACACGGACACAGACCAGCUCCCUAUCAUCGAUGCAGAGCAACCCACAGACACAGAUGCAGACCAGCCCACAGACACAGACCAGCCCAACAACACAGACACAGACCAGCCUCCUAUCAUCGAUGCAGAGCAACCCACAGACACAGAUGCAGACCAACCUACAGACACAGACCAGCCCAACGACACAGACAAGGACCAGCCCCCUUGCACUGAUACAGACCAACCCACUAACACAGAUACAGACCAAUCCAAAUACAUAGAUCAGCCCAACAUCACUGACAUAGACCAGCCCAACAUCACAGACCAGCCCCCUAUCACCGAUACAGAGCAACCCACAGACCCAGCUACAGACCAGCCCACAUACACCGAGCAUGUUACCACUAACCCCACACAGACUUCUGACGUUUUGAGCAACGAGCAUGCAACUCCAAUAGUGGAAGUUAGUGGCACUGUUGUUGAGGAAAACAUGGAGAUCCAGGUGGCUGGUGAGGCGUCCGGUGGUGGCUCGGAACAAGCCAGCAACGAUGCUCCAGGUACAAUUGAGCCUCAGGAAGCACCAGCAGAAAUCACCAUAUCACCGCCUGAGGAAGGCCAGAAGGAAGGGGCCGAGGCAGCGCCAGAGCCAGUCUGUUCCGACGACGACGUUGAGAUGGCAGAUGAGAAACCUGACAUCUCUUACCCAGAGAAACAGCUCGCCAGGGCGCUGCCGUUCGACGCUUGCAUCGUACCUCUCAAGUCCUUGACUGAAGCCGAGCUGGUUCUGCAUGAACAACGGAUGGCUCACUCUGUUGAGGGCCACUCUGGCCCGGCUGUAAGUGGCCUGGCCGGGGCGGGCAGUUUUCAGAAGAUCAAAAGAACCAAACCUGUAGGGGCUUCAGGUCUGUCCAAGGGGUUAACUCCCAACCCCCGCAUCCGCUGCGAGGACUGUGGCUUCAUGGCGGACGGCAUGAGCGGCCUCAAUGUGCACAUCUCCAUGAAGCACCCGUCCAAGGAGAAGCACUUCCACUGCAUGCUGUGCGGCAAGUCCUUCUACACGGAGAGCAACCUGCACCAGCAUCUGACCAGCGCCGCUCACUUGCGCAACGAGCAGGCCAGCAUCGAGGAGCUUCCGGAGGGCGGCGCCACCUUCAAGUGCGUGAAGUGCACGGACCCGUUCGAGACGGAGCAGGAGCUGUUCGUGCACAUCAAGGAGAAGCACGAGGAGCUGUUGCGCGAGGUCAACAAGUACGUCCUGGAGGACACGGAGCAGAUCAACCGCGAGCGCGAGGAGAACCAGGGCAGCGUGUGCAAGCACUGCGGCAAGGUGUGUAAGAGCAGCAACUCCAUGGCCUUCCUGGCGCACAUCCGCACACACACAGGAUCGAAGCCGUUCAAGUGCAAAAUCUGCAGCUUUGCCACCGCCCAGCUGGGUGACGCCAGGAACCACGUGAAGAGACAUCUGGGCAUGAGAGAGUACAAGUGCCACAUCUGUGGGUGA